Molecule: messenger RNA, 4803 nt
Organism: Anolis carolinensis (green anole)
Lineage: Eukaryota; Metazoa; Chordata; Lepidosauria; Squamata; Anolidae
Gene: ogt
Product: O-linked N-acetylglucosamine (GlcNAc) transferase
Exons: 21
Coding region: 120-3260 (1046 amino acids)
Biological process (GO): protein O-linked glycosylation
Molecular function (GO): protein O-acetylglucosaminyltransferase activity; protein binding
Source: RefSeq, a predicted model, not a curated record
CCGUCCAGUCUUUGUAUCCCUCCGCCCCUCGGCCGCCAUUUUAGGAGACACCGCUUGACCAGGCGAGGUGCGGACUCAGUCAGUCAGUCUGUCUUUCGGCAGGAGAAGUAGCGGAAGCCAUGGCGGCAUCUGUGGGGAACGUGGCCGACAGCACAGAACCAACGAAACGUAUGCUUUCCUUCCAAGGGCUAGCGGAGUUGGCUCACCGGGAGUAUCAAGCAGGAGACUUUGAAGCUGCAGAAAGGCACUGCAUGCAGCUGUGGCGACAAGAGCCCGACAACACCGGCGUGCUCUUGUUGCUCUCGUCCAUCCACUUCCAGUGUCGCAGACUGGAUAGGUCUGCUCACUUCAGCACUUUGGCAAUCAAGCAGAAUCCCUUGCUGGCAGAAGCCUACUCCAACCUGGGGAACGUAUACAAGGAACGCGGGCAACUGCAGGAAGCCAUUGAACACUAUCGGCAUGCCCUGCGCCUCAAGCCGGACUUCAUUGAUGGAUACAUCAACCUUGCUGCUGCUUUGGUAGCUGCAGGUGAUAUGGAAGGAGCAGUGCAGGCAUAUGUUUCCGCCCUGCAGUACAACCCUGACUUGUACUGUGUGCGUAGUGACCUGGGGAAUCUGCUCAAAGCCCUGGGUCGCUUGGAAGAAGCCAAGGCCUGUUAUUUGAAGGCAAUUGAGACUCAGCCCAAUUUUGCAGUAGCCUGGAGUAACCUUGGCUGCGUGUUCAAUGCGCAAGGAGAAAUCUGGCUUGCCAUCCAUCACUUUGAAAAGGCAGUGACCCUUGACCCAAAUUUCCUGGAUGCUUAUAUUAAUUUGGGAAAUGUCUUGAAGGAAGCACGUAUAUUUGACAGGGCGGUUGCGGCCUACCUGCGGGCCCUGAGCCUGAGCCCAAACCACGCCGUAGUGCACGGCAACUUGGCCUGUGUGUACUAUGAGCAGGGGCUGAUUGACUUGGCUAUCGACACCUACAAGCGAGCCAUUGAGCUGCAGCCGCACUUUCCUGAUGCCUACUGCAACCUGGCCAAUGCUCUCAAGGAGAAAGGCAGCGUGGCUGAGGCAGAGGAGUGUUACAACACAGCGCUCCGCCUUUGUCCUACUCAUGCGGAUUCCCUCAACAAUCUUGCUAACAUCAAGCGGGAACAAGGCAACAUUGAGGAGGCUGUCAGACUCUAUCGCAAAGCUCUGGAGGUUUUCCCAGAGUUUGCAGCUGCCCAUUCCAACUUGGCCAGUGUUCUGCAGCAGCAAGGGAAGCUGCAGGAGGCCCUCAUGCAUUACAAGGAGGCAAUCAGAAUCAGCCCCACGUUUGCCGAUGCCUACUCCAACAUGGGGAACACCUUGAAGGAGAUGCAGGAUGUUCAGGGAGCUUUGCAGUGUUACACCCGGGCCAUCCAGAUCAAUCCUGCCUUUGCUGAUGCUCACAGCAAUCUUGCCUCCAUCCAUAAGGAUUCGGGGAACAUCCCGGAAGCCAUUGCGUCCUAUCGCACUGCUCUGAAGCUCAAGCCAGAUUUCCCUGAUGCCUACUGCAACUUGGCCCACUGCUUGCAGAUCGUUUGCGAUUGGACCGAUUAUGACGAAAGGAUGAAGAAACUGGUCAGCAUUGUGGCUGACCAGCUGGAGAAGAACCGGCUACCCUCAGUCCAUCCCCAUCAUAGCAUGUUGUACCCCUUGUCCCAUGGCUUCCGCAAGGCCAUUGCCGAGAGGCAUGGCAACCUCUGCUUGGACAAGAUUAAUGUGCUGCACAAGCCUCCUUAUGAACACCCCAAAGAUCUGAAGGCCAGCGAAGGGCGGCUCCGCGUGGGAUAUGUCAGCUCCGACUUCGGGAACCAUCCCACCUCCCAUCUGAUGCAGUCAAUUCCCGGCAUGCACAACCCGGACAAGUUUGAGGUGUUCUGCUAUGCCCUUAGCCCCGAUGAUGGCACCAACUUCCGGGUGAAAGUGAUGGCAGAAGCAAAACAUUUUGUUGAUUUAUCUCAGGUCCCAUGUAACGGAAAGGCCGCCGACCGCAUCCAUCAGGACGGCAUCCACAUCCUCGUCAACAUGAAUGGCUACACCAAAGGGGCCCGGAAUGAGCUCUUUGCCCUCAGGCCUGCCCCAAUCCAGGCGAUGUGGCUGGGCUACCCAGGGACCAGCGGGGCCUUAUUCAUGGACUAUAUCAUCACAGACAAAGAAACCUCCCCAUUUGAAGUGGCUGAGCAGUACUCUGAAAAGCUCGCUUACAUGCCGAAUACGUUCUUCAUUGGAGAUCAUGCCAACAUGUUCCCACACCUGAAGAAAAAAGCUGUGAUUGACUUCAAAUCCAAUGGGCAUAUUUAUGACAACAGAAUUGUUUUAAACGGCAUUGACCUGAAGGCAUUCCUUGACAGCCUACCUGAUGUGAAAAUCGUAAAGAUGAAGUGUCCUGACGGAGGAGAUAAUGCAGACAGCAAUGCCGGCCUGAGCAUGCCUGUCAUUCCCAUGAACACCAUCGCGGAGGCUGUGAUCGAUAUGAUAAACCGUGGGCAGAUCCAGAUCACCAUCAACGGGUUCAAUAUCAGCAAUGGGCUGGCCACCACUCAGAUUAACAACAAGGCUGCCACCGGGGAGGAGGUUCCCCGCACCAUCAUCGUCACCACCCGCUCCCAGUACGGCCUGCCAGAGGACGCAGUCGUCUAUUGCAAUUUCAACCAGCUUUAUAAGAUCGACCCAGCCACUCUGCAGAUGUGGGCUAAUAUCUUGAAGCGUGUCCCCAACAGCGUCCUGUGGCUCCUGCGCUUCCCGGCCGUGGGGGAGCCCAACAUCCAGCAGUACGCCCAGAACAUGGGUCUGCCCCAGAGCCGCAUCAUCUUCUCCCCGGUGGCCCCCAAAGAGGAGCAUGUGAGGAGGGGCCAGCUGGCUGACGUGUGCCUGGACACCCCGCUGUGCAAUGGCCACACCACCGGCAUGGAUGUCCUCUGGGCUGGCACCCCCAUGGUCACAAUGCCAGGAGAGACGCUUGCAUCGCGUGUUGCUGCCUCCCAGCUGACUUGCCUCGGCUGCCUUGAGCUUAUUGCCAAAAGCCGGCAAGAAUAUGAAGACAUUGCCGUCAAGCUGGGAACCGAUCUGGAAUACCUGAAGAAAAUCCGCGGCAAGGUCUGGAAGCAGAGGAUAUCCAGCCCACUCUUCAACACCAAGCAGUACACAAUGGAGCUGGAGCGGCUUUACCUGCAGAUGUGGGAGCGCUUCUCGGGCGGCAACAAACCUGACCACAUCAUUAAGGCCAUAGAGAGCAGCGUCGAGUCGGCUUAAGAAGCGGGAGUAGCGCGAGGGUCCUUUUGGGAGGCCUUCCCUGACUCCUGGACCAAGGCCAGCGGAAGCUGCGGACUCCAUCUCUGCCUGGUCCUUUGUCGCAGGUGCACGGCCCUUUUGCAGUCGGCCGAGAGCACCGCCGGACCUCUCCUUCCCCUCCUGCAUGUCGGAGGGACGAGGGGAAGGAAAAGGGGGAAUCUUGGCCAGGCAAUUGUGCUUUCAAGGAUUGAUGAUUCAGUUUUCCUGUGAGUUAGGUUUCCCUCUUUCUUUGUGGAUCUGGAAUCGGAGCUUUUCAAAAAGGAUCCUUGGUUUCAGGUUGUACCUAUGGGGAUCUUCCUGCGGCGCGCAUUGCCCCUCCCCAAGUGGAAAGGCCUUUCUGCUGGGAGGAAAGCUUCUCUUAUGGGUUUUAUAAACCGACAUCAGCUCCAUUCAUGUUCGACUCCCUUUUUGGGGGACAUUUCUGUGCUGUGUUGGUUUAGGUGAAGAUUUCUUUUUAAAACAAAGCCUUCCUCCUUCAGUACACUUCAUGUUGGCACAUCUUCUCUGUAGAAAAAAAGGCAAUUCAGUUUCGAAAGUGCAAAGCCUCCCUCUCCCUGAAAUGCUUGGAGAGAACACAACCCAGUGCCAAACGCGUAUCCUUCAGGAACGAUGGUGUCAAUUAUGUAUGGAUACGCUGGCUGAGCUAAAGUGGCAAAGGCUUUAGCAAUGAGAAUAAUUAAUAAUAAUAAAGCAUUGGUUUGCUCAGGUUGGCCCCUUGGACCUGUCUCACCGCCCCUCCUUUCCAAGGCCAUUAUGAGCUGGGCUGCUGGCCUCUUCCUGGGCCCUUUUAGGCUCUCUUUAAAACAGCUCUUCUGUUUGCUUCAAUAAAAUUCCCAGGUAAGUAUGGAUUUUCUUUUCAGCAGCUGCCAAGAGUUUCAAACCAACCUUGUAUGAAUAUUAUUUUGGGGAUACAGCCUCUGGAGGUUCUGUUUGUGCAGAAGGCUUGGCACCCAGUUUGAAUCACCUUACCACACUUUUAACCAAGGGGUGAAGAGGAGAUUUAUAUAUCCAAUGAGGAAGGCAUUGCUUUCCGGAUCUUGUCUGCAGAUUGAAAGCAAAGGGGAUCAUUGCAUUUGCUGCACAGGCUUGGUAGGCAAUCCUCGAAAAUGCAUUUCCUACUCCAGGUAGUGGGUGUCAAACUCUUGAAUAGUCUCUGGGUUCCUUACGCCAAGGUCUGCCAGAGUUUUAAAAUGAUCUUGGCCUCAUUUUUGGCAGUGGCCAGAUUGAGUGCAAACCCUUACUCCGCUUCAGCCCAUGUGCAGCAACAAGAAUCUUGAGACCUCUGAAGCUCACCUUUAUUUUGAUUAUUAUACAGGCAGAGGGAUACACAGACACUUGGGGUCUUUUGAGUUUUUCCCCAGUUAGGAGCGGUGUAUAUCCUUGUCAGUGUGCUUUGAAAAGUGAGAGGGGACUCCUUUCCUGUUGAGUGUUUUCCUUCUGCUUGCUCACUGUAACAGCUUUGGUCCCCAGAUAAAAGUGUCUGACAAAUACAGAUGAAAAUCAC